AAUCGUGUGCGUCCGAUGCCCCCAAACCCUAACCUAACGCACUCGCUCCCUCCUGCGUCCUGGACUCCUGGCUCUCCAUGCGGCGGCGGCGCUCCCUCCAUCCUCUCUAGCUUCGGCGCGGCGCUCCCUUCUCCCUCCUCUCGGCGCAGGCCGCGGGCUCCGUCCCCUCGCGCGGCGCUCCGUGCCUCCGCGCUCCCUGCUUUCGGCGCGGCGCUGGCAUACCGUCCUCUCGGUCCUCGGCGGCGGCUGCUCUCUCCCUGCUCUCGGCGCGCGUCGGGCUCCCUGCUGCCCUGCUCCCUUCUCCCGGCGCGCGCGGUGGCCGGUACUGCCAUGCUGGACAUGCAUGUAUCUGCUCCUGCUGGCGAGGAGCAGGGGUUGAUGACAUGCAUGCCUGUGAAUUGAUGAAUGUAGUGUAUAUCUGCGGUGCAUGAGAAGAGAAUUAAGAGAUGCCAACGCCGAGCGAGUCAACUGUCAGGCUAAAUAAUUUCUUCAACCUCGUGCGUGGCCAGUGGGCGUUAAAAAUUUAUUUAUUUA
Zea mays is the source of this 534-nucleotide messenger RNA. RefSeq lists its product as uncharacterized. The record is from RefSeq and is a predicted model, not a curated record. The coding region runs from base 16 to 402 and encodes 128 amino acids. The transcript has a single exon. Lineage: Eukaryota; Viridiplantae; Streptophyta; Magnoliopsida; Poales; Poaceae.